Molecule: messenger RNA, 756 nt
Organism: Bipolaris zeicola 26-R-13
Lineage: Eukaryota; Fungi; Ascomycota; Dothideomycetes; Pleosporales; Pleosporaceae
Exons: 3
Coding region: 1-756 (251 amino acids)
Source: RefSeq, a predicted model, not a curated record
AUGGGUAGAUUAGACGGCAAGGUUGCCCUUGUCACAGGCGGCGGCUCCGGUUUCGGAGCUGGGAUAUCAAAAGGCAUGGCCUCUGAAGGUGCCAAAGUUCUCGUCUGCGAUAUCAACGCCGCCGGCGGCCAAGAAACAUGUUCUACAAACCCCUCAUCGCUAGCCUUCCACCAAAUGGAUGUGACAAAGUCAGCCGACUGGAAAGCAACUGUAGCAGCCUGCAUUGAGAAAUUCGGACGUUGCGAUAUCCUCGUAAACAAUGCGGGCUGGUCGUACAAAAACAAGCCGACAACAACGGUUACCGAAGAAGAAUUCGACAAAGUUUUCGAUGUCAACGUCAAGGGUGUGUAUCUGGGAUGUAAUGCUUGGGUUGACCAAGCGAUUGAGAGAGGCGAGGGCGGUGUAAUCAUUAACAUAGCGAGUGUUGGUGCUACAAGACCAAGACCAGGCCUUGUAUGGUACAAUGCAAGUAAAGGUGCUAUCUGGAAUGCAACAAAAGGUCUCGCAGCAGAAUACGGCCCACAUCAGAUCCGUGUUGUAUCCAUUUGUCCCUUGAUCACUGCUACGGGUCUUUUCUCUGCUUUCACUGGUAUGGAAGAUACGCCGGAGAAUAGGACAAAGUUCACGUCCAACGUACCCAUGGGACGCAUCGGUGAGGUAGAUGACGUGGUGAAUGCGUGCAUCUUCAUGGCGAGCAAAGAAGCAGGUUUCAUUACAGGAGUCAAUCUCGAAGUAGACGGUGGACGAUGUAUCUAA